GCUCGAUGGACGUUAUUAAUUUCAUAAUUGCUUUCUUCGUGUCCAAAAAGCUGACCCUGUUGACAGCUUUCCUUUGCUGGAGACCAGAAGAUGUAAGCAAGCUGUUGAGUGAGGGGCGCGCGGCGGGGCUGCGCGUGCGGCUGUACCAGGCUUCCCAGCAGCUGCCCGAGCUGCCGGCGUACCGCACCUUCCGGGAGGGAAUGCUGCUCGACAUACGCUGUGACCACAGCUCGCUCGUGCUGGAGAAAGCAUCACCAAACCGCGCGUUCAACUUACGCCAUGCUUGGCUCAUACUCGACGAUUCGCCGUUGAACAUCUCUCAUUUAGAAACAAGCCUAGGAGACGCUCUCCUCCUGCCCGACGGCGACGUGACCUGGGCUUCGUCGGACGUGCUGGUGGACGUGUACCGGGUGAAAGGCGACCAGCCCCUGCUGGUGACGAGCCUCGGAGCUGGGAAGAGUCAGAAAGAGUUAGAGAAGUUAUGGUUGCGGCUCCCGUCCGCUGUUUCAAGAAGGAAGAAUUUGAAUAACGUUUACCUUAAUUCAGCGACAAUUAUCUCGCAGCCGCAGUACUUCAAGGGCUGGGACGACCUCGGAGACCGGCAGAUCGACACGUUCCCCAAGCUUACUUACCCGCUGCUCAUGUUAUGUGGAGAAGAUCUUAAAUUUCGGUUCAACCUGAAGCAAGUGGACUUGUACGGCGAAGAGCGCAACGGCACGUUCGACGGGCUGGUGGGCUACAUGCAGCGCGGGGAGCUGGAGGUGGGCGUCACCUCCAUGUUCCUGCGCGCCGACCGCUGGCGCGUGCUGCACUACUGCGCCGAGACUGUUGUGCUGAGAGGCAACUUCCUGUUCCGGCAGCCGUCCCGCUCGGCGGUGUCCAACGUGUUCGCGCUGCCCUUCAGCCGCGGCGUGUGGGUGGCGCUGGCCGCCGUGUUCGGCGCCGCCACGGUGCUGCUGCCGCUGUUCGGCGUCAUAGCGCGCCGCUUCACUCAGGACGCCACGGCGCAGCGACUGACGUUGUUGGAGAGCUUCACUUACUCCAUAGGGACCAUUUGUCAGCAAGGUUCAGACCUGUCUCCCGAGCUGUUGUCGGUGCGCCUGCUGAUGUUCUGCACGCUGCUCGCGUCGCUGUUCGCGUUCACGUCCUACUCCGCCAAGAUCGUGGCCAUCCUGCAGGCGCCCAGCGACGCGCUGCAGACCAUCGCCGACCUCACGCGCUCGCCCAUGGACCUCGGGGUGCAGGAGACCACGUACAAGCGCGUGUAUUUUGCCGAAAGCAACGACCCGGCGACGCAGGCUCUGUACCGGCGCAAGCUGCUGCCGCUGGGCGAGCGCGCCUACCUCAGCGUCGUCGACGGCAUCGCAAGGGUGCGGACUGGACUCUUUGCCUUUCAGGUGGAGGAGAGUUCAGCGUACGACAUCAUCAGCAAGACGUACACGGAGCGUGAGAAGUGUGGGCUGAAGGAGAUCAAGGCGUUCACGCUGCCCAUGGUGGCGGUGCCGGUCCGCAAGCACUCCGGCUACCGCGACCUGCUGGGAGCCAGAUUGCGCUGGCAGCGGGAGGUGGGACUGAUGGACCGCUACCGGCGCAUCUGGAUGAGCUCGCGGCCGCAGUGCGACGCGGGCAGCGGCGGCUUCGUCAGCGUGGGGCUGGUGGACGUGCUGCCGGCCGCGCACGCGCUGCUCGCGGGCGCGCUGCUCGCCGCGGCCGUGCUGCUGCUCGAGGUGCUCGUGCAUGCGGCCAAGCUGAUGUGCUGCUAGAAACCGCAGGGGCAGACAGUAAACGUAGGACUCCAAUCUGAACACAUACGCAUUGUAUUACAAAAACAGAUUUUUCUAAGCCGGGCUUGUGUAUUUAAUGUAAAUUUAAUUUAGAUGAUGAUUUCUUCAGCUCCAUUGAAUCUAGAUGUCCUGUGUAAACUUCAGAUUGGACUACUUGUUUUGCGAUCACCAUACCGACCGAUAACAUCAAGGAAGUUAUAGGAAGCAGGAUGAGGAUAGCGAAGGACCAAUUUCAGUGGCGCGCUCCCCGAAAAGGUCUAUGUCCACUAGACAUUGUCCAGCAGUGGAUGCAUAUAGGAUGAUGGACAGGUUUCAUAAUAUGAUAGACACAAUUUGAAAA
This is a messenger RNA of Maniola jurtina (meadow brown), 2124 nucleotides long. RefSeq names its product glutamate receptor ionotropic, kainate glr-3-like. The record is from RefSeq and is a predicted model, not a curated record. Gene Ontology annotation, molecular function: ligand-gated monoatomic ion channel activity. The transcript is spliced from 10 exons. Gene Ontology annotation, cellular component: membrane. Lineage: Eukaryota; Metazoa; Arthropoda; Insecta; Lepidoptera; Nymphalidae. The coding region runs from base 6 to 1763 and encodes 585 amino acids.